Messenger RNA from Talaromyces stipitatus ATCC 10500, 1346 nucleotides. Its product is annotated as fruiting body protein SC3 precursor, putative. Bases 113 to 661 code for a protein of 182 amino acids. NCBI's taxonomy places the organism in Eukaryota, Fungi, Ascomycota, Eurotiomycetes, Eurotiales, Trichocomaceae. The transcript has 3 exons. The record is from RefSeq and is a predicted model, not a curated record. Gene Ontology annotation, molecular function: structural constituent of cell wall. Gene Ontology annotation, cellular component: fungal-type cell wall.
GUCAUCAGAAAAUCAAAAGCACUUCUCUUCGUUUUACUUAAUAUUCACUCGUUGACCAACUCGACACUCUCGUUGAUCCAAUAAUCACCCCAUUAAUUCUAACAACAACAAAAUGCAUUUCAACGUUGCCUGUAUCACUACCUGCGUCUUCGCAGUUGCUGCUCUCGCAGUCCCCGUCGAAGUUGAGCGAAAGGUCGUUGUUGUCCGCGCUGAAGUUUGCCCUGCACCUGCACCUGCACCUGCAACCACUGCUCCUGAAGUCUCACCUUCUCCUCCGACUGCUGAAUAUCACUCCCCUCCUCCUGUCACUGCUCCUGCUCCACCUACAGCAACAGUCUCUAACCCUCCUCCGGCACCGCAGACUACCAGUGUCGACAACAAGCAAUGCGCGGCUGGGACCACGGUUCACUGCUGUGAUACCGUUGACAGCACUGACAACUCGAAUGUUUUGAACCAGCUGAAUGCUGCUGGUAUUGAUUCGCAUGAUGCUGAGCAGAAGGGUCAGGUUGGAUUGACUUGCACACCCAUCACUACCUCUCUCAUUGACGCUCUCAAUGGAAACGUUUGCCAGGGUGCAGUCACUGCUUGCUGCGAGAACACCAACCAGGUCGGCCUCGUCAACCUCAACCUCGGUUGCACCAUCAUCCCAGUCAACCUUUAAACCCAUGACUAGAUGAUCUCGAGAGCAAGUAAAAAGACGAAGGCACGAAUUUCACGACGUACAAGACUUCAAUAUAAUCCUACGUGGUUUUUCGUCUUGUUCUCGCACGCAUACAAAACAUCCAUCCAAGAGAAUUCCUUUCGAACAAUGUACUAUUUAACUCUCUUCUUCUCGUACUUCAUGUCCAUCAUCGGGGACUUGCAUAGCCAUUAUUAUGUCAGGCCAAUCAUUUUGUUAUUUCAUAAUCUUCGAUUCUUUUCUUUUGAGUUGUCUUGUUGCGACUUGAAUUUUGUAUUUUGAAUAUUGACUAGUCUUUGUUCAUUUUUUAUAACUAGUCAGACAGUUUUUUCAAACUAUCUCGUUUGCUUGGAUGGAUGGAUGUCUCUUAUUGAGAGUGUAUACCUCUUCUUCGGUGGGUCGGAAUAUAUGCCCAAAAGACUGUAAAGUCCUUCCUUUCUGCUCAUGCAAAUUCCGAGGGCUUUAUUAAUCAUUGCACCAUACACUAGAUAUUCGGCAUUCUUAACUCAACUGCAACCUUUCUUCUAGUCCUAAUCAGUAUUCCGACCUCUCCUUUUUGGUAAACGUGAAUGUCAGCUCAAUUCAGGUCUCCUCUCGUCAACGGCAGCUUUUGAACAAAGGGGGAAUGAUACAGAUCACAUGGCAUGCAAUUUGAUAUCGGCCAUGA